AGGUUUCCGCACAGGACAAAAUGUCUGCGAGGAUCCUGGAGGGGAUCGGCGAUCCCAGACACCCAGCCCACCUCCCGCUUCGGGGGUGAUGGGCCAAAAAUAGCUUGAGGCAGCUGACAAUGAAAGUAUACAACAAUGUAUGCAAAGACCAAGAGCCAAAACCAGAUGGUAGGCUUCCAGAGGGCAGGGACUAUGUGGUGCUCCUCUUGGCAUCCUGGGCAGCAAGCACGUGCCUGGCCCUGAUCAGCACUGCUGAUGGUUCUUGAGAACUCAGAAGCCACACUGCAGUGUUUCCACCUGAGAACCCGGGCUGGCUAGAAACCCUGAGGCAAUGAUAGAGACAGCCCACCGCCUGAUUUGAAGGCGCUGCCUAGAGAAUGAGGAGCGACGAGCCGGCCGUGACCAUGGAAGAGACGGGCGGGCCGGACGCGGCUGCGGGCCGCCUGGGGGCGCCGUACUCCGAGGCCUGGGGGUACUUCCACCUGGCGCCGGCGCGCCCCGGCCACGCGUCGGGCCCCUGGGCCACCUGCCGGCUGUGCGGGGAGCAGGUGGGCCGCGGCCCGGGCUGGCACGCGGGCACCCCGGCGCUGUGGAAGCACUUGAGGAGCGCGCACCGGAGGGAGCUGGCGGAGAGCAGCGCCCGCCGCUCGCCGCCCGCCGCCCCCGGCCCCGCCGCGGCCGCCGAGGGCGACUGGGCGCGCCUGCUGGAGCAGAUGGGCGCGCUGGCCGUGCGCGGCAGCCUGCGGGAGCGCGAGCUGGCGCGGCGCGAGGCGGCCGUGGAGCAGGGCGAGCGCGCCCUGGAGCGCAGGCGGCGGGCGUUGCAGGAGGAGGAGCGCGCGGCGGCCCAGGCGCGCCGGGAGCUGCAGGCCGAGAGGGAGGCGCUGCAGGCGCGGCUGCGGGAAGUGAGCCGCCGGGAGGGCGCCUUGGCCUUGGGCUCGGCCCUGCUGCACACUCCGCUCAAAGAGGAGCCCGAGGGGGACCCCAGGGACGGCUACGUCAUCACGAAGGUCUUCCUGUAGGUUUUAGCCGCUCCCACCCCCCACCCCCGGCCAGCGCUACUCAAAAAGUGAGGCCCGCGGACCGGCGUCUUCAGCCUCGCCUGGGAGCGAGAUCGCAGGCCCGUUGCCGCUCUGCCGAAUCGAAAUUGCCAAAUGUGGGGUCUUGAGAAGCACUUCGGAGGCCCGGCAGAACCAAAAAUCACUCCGUGGUCCUCCGGGGUGCCUGGGAGCGCAAGCUCCAGCGGCCUCCAAUGCUGGUGGCGUUUAGUGGCAUCCGUGCAGGGGAUGGUUUUCCUCUGACUGACUUUGGAAUGAGAGCUCCAACAGCCCUGUGAACCUAGAUCACCUGGAGCCAUGGCCAUUUUGUGUCUGGUGACUUUGAAAGGACAGGAGCUUCCUUACACACCAAAGACUAUCACACCAUGUGCCUGUACACCAGCCAGGGCAACCCAGGGUAGAGGGUGCAUGGAAAUGAGGAUAAAGCAUUUUUAUCCAAAAAAGAGUUUUCCUCAUUUCCUAAUGAGUAAACCUUUGAUGAGUAGUCUUGGCCCAGCACCAAGUGCUGAACGGGAGACCGUUUAAGUUUCCAAGACUGCUCAUUACCCUGUCAUUUCUAGUGCCUUAGGAAGGCAGUCCUGGAGAAGCCCUCUUUUCGCUGCCCUCCCCAGCUUGCCCGGCAGUACCAAGCACCCUAUCUUACCUCCGCCCUCUUUCUUCCCCUGUUUCAGACCCAGUGGCAGCUGUGCUGUUUCCCCACUUAACUGCCUCACACCCGCCGCCUUACUAGCAAGACAUGACCCCAUCCCUCCUUGUUGUUAGGAAGGGAGCUUCUGCCCCCACAUCUCCACAGUCCUCACUCCUGGGCCAAGGGGAAGGCACCCUCCCAUCUGAGGCCACCUCCUCCUCUCAUGUUUUCAUCCAUUCCUCUUCCACCUUUCCUGGGCCCUUCCUCCACUACGUUACCUCUUUUCCUCUGUCUCAUUCCCUCCCUUUCUUCAGAGUCUUCCUCUUUAGCAAUGCCCCAGUCUUCCUUGGACUGAAAAGAAAGACUCCCCCAGCCUGGAUGCUCCCAGCUGAGCCCCCUCUAAGCAAGGAGUGUCGAGCAGUCCUUGCUGCUUAUAUUUGCUCCCCAUUCCUUACUCCUUCGCUCGUGGUCAGCUUUGCAUGCUACACUGGACUCUUAAGAAGCCGCUACAGUCUCACAAUGGCUGAAUAUGAUGAUUUAUUUUCAGCCUUCAUUUUGCUUAAUCUCUCCCUUCUUGAAAUUUUUCCUUUGGUAGAUGGAACUUGCUUUUCCUCCAGAGAAUUCCUUUUCCUGAUGUAGACUGGUUUCCAAACGGUUUUUCUUCAAGUCUCUUUUUUCCUCAUUUUUCUGAGAAUUUGAAAAUGUUCAAGCAUCCAGAAAAAGUUGAAAAGCUAGUACAAUGAAUACCCACAUAUACCCUCCACCUAAACAGUUGUUAACAUUUUUUUUUCUCCCCUCCCUCCCUCCCUUCCUCCCCUAGUUGUUAACAUUUUUGCCAUAUUUAUUUUUCUUCCCUCCACCCCAAACAUGCAUGGCAUUUCAUCCCUAAAGUAUUUCAGCAUGUUUAUCCCAAUAGCCUCUAAGAUAGAGUCCUUAAUUGAAAUUCCCUAAUUGUCCCAAGAGUGUCUUUUUCUCUUUUCUAAAAAACAGGGCCCAGUUAAGAUUCAUACAUUACUUCUGAUUAUAACUCUAGUCUCUUUUAGUCUAGAACAGCCCCCUUACUAUUUUUUUUUCCAUGACAUUUAACUUUUUAAAAAGUCCCGGCCAUCUUAUGUAUGUCUUAUAGACAUCCUGUAUUCUGGAUUUAUCUGAUUGUUUCCUUAGGCCAAUUUAUGUACCCAAUCUUGGUUCAUCUAUACCCGUAGAGGUACAAUAAUCACCUCUGUGCCAGCGACUCCUGACUACCUCCAGCCUUGAGUGUUCUUCCGGCUCUGUCCUUCAUGGCCAGUCCCCUGCAGCAUGUCUCCACCUCUACUUGCAUAUCUUGCCACAGGAGAUGGUAGGGGUAAUUCUAUUCAACUCUGCAUCUCCACCCCUGACCCAAUAACUAAUAACUACUGGGCUCUUAAAAUGUAUCAGGUACAUUUACAUGUAUUAUCUCACUUUAUUUCCACAGCAGCUCCUUGGGGGGCGGGUAUUAAUACUAUGCCCAUUUUACAGCUAAGGAAACUGAGAGAGGGGUUAAGUGGCUUGUACGAGAUUACAGCUAGUAAGUAGUUGAGUUGGGUUCCAAAUCCAGUCUCUACCUGCAGAUGCCAUGCUCCCAGCUGCCGUACUGUUGGCCUUGUUACUCAGUCACUGGAGCUGACACCUGUUUCAUUCCUAACUCCAACUCCAGGUAGUACCAUCAGUGACAUUAACAUGUACUGAGCACUCACCAUGCCAGAGCUGUGCUAAAAUGCUUCACAAGAAUAACUAACUGCCUACUAUGCAGCAACCCCGUGAUAUAAUUACUCUUACACCCAUUUUGUAGAGGAGAAGAGACAGGCUCAGGGGAACUAAGUAAUGUCACGGCAGAGUGGGAUAUGAGCACCAUUCUCACUGAAUCCUAGGCCCCUGAUCUAUUGAGUCUAUUUCUACAAAGUGUCACAGCUGUCUUCCUUCUGAUGCCACCUGCUCAGCUCAGGCCCCAUUUAUUAUUCAUCUGGGAUUCAUCUUCCCAUCCUUGUGUUCCCACACUGUCCCCUACUUGGCCAAAGGAACUGUCCUAAGCUGACAUUGAUUAUAUCACAUUUCCUGCUCAAAGGACCCCCAAGAUCACCCAUCAUCUACAAGCUAUAGCUUUGUGGCUUGACAUUCAAGUCUCCUCUACCCCUGUGCCAGUCUUAUCUGUCCCUUCCCCUACACAUGCUGUAUGCUUUGGCCCAAUUGGACUCCUUGUUCUUCUGACAUGCCCUGGUCUUGGCAUCUCUGUACCUCAGUUUGCCUUUCCUCCACUUAAAAAGCCCCUUCAAUUUCUAAGUAUGAAAAAUCCCACCCAUUUUCUAAGACCUAGCUCAAAUUCGACUGCCUACAUGAAGCUUUCCUGGAUUCCUCAUCAUUCAGAGAUGAUUCUUUACUUCUCUGGACUCUCAGCAUUUUGUAUCUCAAAACCCUUAGAAAGGCCAUCUAGCGUGUGGCUCUGUGGGUUCCUGUCUUACCUCCCUUGCCUGAGCCCUUGGGAGUUAAGGAUAGAGUUCACUCAUCCUUCUACUCCCACAGUGACUUGCCUGUAACAGCUGCUCAAUAAAUAUUUGAGGCACUGAACUCAAUGUCUUUAA
Messenger RNA from Balaenoptera acutorostrata (minke whale), 4283 nucleotides. It is a transcript of the gene ZBED3, whose product is annotated as zinc finger BED-type containing 3. NCBI's taxonomy places the organism in Eukaryota, Metazoa, Chordata, Mammalia, Artiodactyla, Balaenopteridae. Gene Ontology annotation, biological process: regulation of transcription by RNA polymerase II. Gene Ontology annotation, molecular function: transcription cis-regulatory region binding. The transcript has 5 exons. Bases 378 to 1019 code for a protein of 213 amino acids. The record is from RefSeq and is a predicted model, not a curated record.